UACAAAGAGCCAUUUUUAUGGUUCUUUUUUUAAGGAUUCAAGAGCUUUGGGUGUGAUUCUUUAAAAUUUGUUUGUUGUAUAAAUGUCCCUUUCUCUCAACUUCUAGCACUUUUUCUCCUCCUUGUUCCUAUUUAUUGGAAAAUAAUUUACAGAUAGAUCACUUAUGGGGUUUGGUAUUUAAGGAGAAAAAACAGCAAGGGGAAACUCUUUUUAGCCCAGGACUUGAUUUUCGCUCAAAAAGGUUGGGAAUGAAAUUUAAAGUUUUUGCCAUUGAUGAAUCUAGAGAUGUAUGAUUCUCACAUUUGGCUUCAGAUUGAUAGAGUUUCCCUUUUGGUUUCUGAAGCUCUCUUGGUGUCUUAAAAUUUGAUUGUUGAUUUGGGUGUUUGAGGGAAAGAAAAUAAGGGAUUUUUCAUAUAGAUUAGCAUAUGCCAGGGUCCUUAAUUUGUCCUAAAAACAAAUUAUUUCGUAGUUGAAAGAAACGAUCCAAAUGGAGUAGAACGGUUAUUGAGGAUACAUAUAGACGAUCUGACUAAUUUGGAAUUGAGACGUAGUUCUUGUUGUUGCAUUGGCUUAAGGGUGGUGAAAGGAGCGAAACGAAUACUGAGGAUUCAUAUAGCUGAUUCCAACUAAUUUGGAAUUGAGACGUUGUUGUUGUUGUACAAACUAAAGGGUGGUGAAAGGGGAAUUGUAUACGAUGGAAGCACCGGCACCUAAGCCGGUGGCGCCCCGGAAGAAGAUGACAAAACAACUAACAGGGAAAAGGGAUGACAGUUCCAUGCAUGCAGCAGCUAGAGCUGGAAAUAUUGUUGCAAUAAGAGAGAUUCUUGAAAAGACAGAGGAGGAAGAAUUGGCAGAGUUGAUAAUAAAGCAAAAUUCUGCUGGGGAAACUGCAUUAUAUGUUGCAGCAGAAUAUGGUUAUUAUCAGUUGGUUAGGGAGAUGAUCUAUUACUAUGAUCUUGUUGCUGCCGGAAUAAAAGCGAGGAACGGCUAUGAUGCUUUGCACAUUGCUGCCAAACAAGGAGAUUUAGAUGUGGUGAAGGUAUUAAUGGAAGCACAUCCAGAGCUCUCAAUGACCGUCGAUGUUUCAAAUACUACAGCUUUGCAUACAGCAGCAAACCAAGGGCAUAUAGAGGUGGUGAAUUACCUAUUGGAGGAAGAGAGCAGUUUAGCCACCAUAGCUAAAAGUAAUGGGAAAACGGCAUUGCACUCUGCUGCAAGAAAUGGACAUGUGCAGGUUUUGAAGGCGCUAUUGAGUAAGGAGCCAGGGAUUGCAACUAGGAUGGAUAAAAAGGGACAGACUGCACUUCACAUGGCUGUCAAAGGACAAAAUCUUGAGGUUGUGGAGGAGCUGAUUAGAGCUGAUCCUUCUUUGAUAAAUAUGGUUGACAACAAGGGCAAUACUGCCUUGCAUAUUGCUGCUCGGAAAGGCAGGGAUCAGAUUGUGAAGUUGCUGCUUGUGCAGAAUGAAACAGACACUACAGUCGUCAAUAGGACCAACGAGACAGCCCUCGACACUGCGGAGAAACUGGGACAGGCUGAAUUAGGAACCAUCUUGCAGGAACAUGGUGUUCAAAGUGCUAGAUCCAUCAAGCCACAGGCAACAAAUCCAGCAAGAGAGUUGAAGCAAACUGUAAGUGACAUAAAGCACGGGGUGCACUAUCAAUUGGAAACUACACGCCUAACAAGAAGACGUAUACAAGACAUCGCCAAGCGUGUGUACAAAAUGCAUGCAGAAGGCCUUAACAAUGCAAUCAAUUCUACCACAGUUGUCGCGGUGCUCAUUGCCACAGUAGCCUUUGGUGCAAUCUUUCAAAUCAAUGGUCAAUGGGUCGAUGAUCCGGAUGAUAUCCCACCUGAUCAUUCCCUUGGAGAAGCAAAUAUCGGUCCAAAUCCAGCAUUUCUGGUUUUCUUCGUCUUUGACUCCAUAUCCUUAUUCAUCGCUCUUGCUGUUGUGGUUGUCCAAACAACAAUCGUGGUAAUAGAAAGCAGAGCGAAGAAGAAGAUGAUGUCAAUUAUAAACAAGCUAAUGUGGGUGGCAUGUUUAUUUGUUUCAGUGGCUUACUUGUCUUUAUCGUACGUUGUUGUUGGCGACGAUAAUUUAUGGAUGCCUAUAUUAGUGUCCAUAAUAGGAGCAAGCAUAAUGGCUACAACUAUUGGAACGAUGUGUUACUGGGUCGUUAUGAAUAGGAUAAGGUCCUCGAACAAGAGGAGCAUACGAAGGAACUCUUUGGCCAGCAGGUCGCGGUCCUGGUCAGCAUCAGUCCUCUCAGAUUCAGAUGNCAUCUCGGAAUGGAGUUUCGUCGGUUUCGUUAGUUCCUUUGGAGGUUAUUUUGAUGAUUUGAUCGCGCGAGCAAGUUUGUAUUGUGUUUCUGGACCUCGGUGCAUGGUUGGUUUGGAAUCUUGGGGGGCUCUGCCAUCGCAUUUGCUAAAUUUGGGCUGCUGGGCAAGAUUCGCAUUUGUGAAGUGGGGUUGUUCGCUUUUGCGGGGACUCUGCCGCUUUUGCGAGAUGAUGGUCUUCGCAUUUGCGAAGUAUUGGGUCGCAAAUGCGACCUUGACAGGCAAUUCUCUGAUGAUUGGAAUUUUUGGCCGGCUAGGCCGCAUUUGCAAAAUUUGGGCUGCUGGGGAAGAUUCGUAUUUGCGAAGAAACCCUUCGUAUUUGCGAAGUGGGGUUGUUCGCUUUUGCGAGGACCCUGCCAAGAUGGUAUUCGCAUUUGCAAAUUAUUGGGUCGCAAAUGCGACCUUGACAGGCAGUGCUCUGAAUGGACAUGUCCACAUUGGAAGAUUUCUCCAGGCUAGGUCACCUGGAGAUACGAAGAAGGACGUUCCUUUGGGAGCUGACGGAUCGAGUACGAUCCCAAGAUUGGUGAAGCAAUUCCCUGCGUCGAGUGUGGACCUCGAGCGCAAGAGGAUGAUUGUUCUCAUAGUCCCAGAGGAUGCUCGGAUCCUGUAUACUCCAAUAGGUGUUUCCAGCUACCUCCGAUGCCUAGUGAUCGAGGAGGACCAUGCAAAGAUAAACGAGAUGGGCACGUCAAGUCUCUUUAGUGAAGAGCAGCAGGCGCUGAACCGGGCUUUAGUGCUUCAUCAUGAAAGCUUCCGCCAGUACCGCUUGGAAAUCAGCCAGCUCGAGUUCGAGCUCAAACAACAGAAGAUCGACCUAAUCGAUCAGCUCCAAGCUGAGAUAAACGAGGUCAAGGCCAUGGCCGAAGUGUGGAAGUGCAGGAUGGACUUGCUAGCUUCGGAGAAAGAAACUCCUAAGGCGGAGCUGACAUCGGUUGAGAACCAACUCCGGGUGGUGAAGGACAAAGCUGAUAAGUGGUCUUCGCUGAAUGAUGAUCUCCGAGCACAGCUGAGCUCGGCUGUCGCAGAAUGA
This is a messenger RNA of Nicotiana tabacum (common tobacco), 3370 nucleotides long. RefSeq names its product ankyrin repeat-containing protein At5g02620-like. Gene Ontology annotation, molecular function: protein binding. Lineage: Eukaryota; Viridiplantae; Streptophyta; Magnoliopsida; Solanales; Solanaceae. The record is from RefSeq and is a predicted model, not a curated record. Gene Ontology annotation, cellular component: plasma membrane.